GCGAUCCUGGAGGAGCGAGCAGCGGAGCUGUCCCUCCCCACGACCUCCCUCCGGCAAGGGGAAGUGUUGGUCCAGUACCUGGAGACGCAUCGACAGGUGUCCCACCUGUGCAAGAGGCUUUCGUCCGUCUUCCAUCCCACUCUCUUCCUCGGCUUCCUCACGGCGAUCGUCGCUACCAUCGCAUACGCCUUCUUCAUUAUUUCUUACGUGAUGAAGGGUUCUUGGGUCUUUGUCUUGAUGGCUGUGACGAGGGCGUCCUUCUGCGACUUCCUCGUCUUUUCCCUCUGUUGCUCAGCCGACAAUCUUUCCUCCAAGGCCGACGAGAUCGUUCAAACGCUCACAAAUGAAAGGAGUCUGAGCCUGGACAAGGAAUCCAGGGGCGAGGUCGUGCAUUUCGAGUCGCAGACGAGGACUCAUACGAUCAAGCUUCAGGCGUCCAGGUAUUUCACGAUGGACAAGGCUCUGCUCACUUCCGCUUCAGCAUUAGUGAAAGGUGCCGCGGACAGAGAUAGGACUAAUGGAAUGAUUGAGAAAAUAAAUAAGCGGGGGCGAUACGAAGCGAAGAUGGCGUCUGUUAUGGAUUGGCUCUGGAUUCUGUGCCGUUUGGGAGUCUUCCUCGGCAUUUUACCUCUGGAAGGAACAGGGAAGGAGGAGAGGAAAGUGACGUUUCGGGUGUGGAGUGUCCCGUUCGUCUGGUCCAUGCUCCUCGUGCUGGGCAAUGUGACUGCCAUCUGCAUCCUGCUGCCGAGCUUUCGAGAAUGCUUCGAGGGGGAGGGGGGUGAGCUUGGAGACCGGCUCGGAUUCUACGUCGUGAUGACGGCUGGCUUUGGGGUCGUGAUGGCUUGCUUCUUCUCCGCGACGUCGGCGGCGAGGAAGAUCCCGGGAUUUCUGGAGGAGCUGGACGAGACGUGGAGGGACUCGGUGGGGUCGAGUCCCGUUGGGUUGCCCAGGUCGUUUUGCUUCAAGGGGCUCGGGUGUUUUUGCUUCUACGUUGCGGACACUCUCACGGUGUGGGUUGCGAUCAGGAGAAUCCAACACGUUGUGAUGGUUGCUACCGUGAGUCUGAUGAUGAUCCUCACGGCCGGGUUCGCGACUCUCUUUCUUCUAGUCGCCAUUUCAUGCGAGGCGAUGCUGGAGGAGCGAGCAGCGGAGCUGUCCCUCCCCACGAACUCCCUCCGGCAAGGGGAAGCGUUGGUCCAGUACCUGGAGACGCAUCGCCAGGUGUCCCACCUGUGCAAGAGGCUUUCGUCCGUCUUCCAUCCCACUCUCUUCCUCGGAUUCCUCUCGGCGAUCGUCGCUACCAUCGGAUACGCCUUCUUCAUCAUCUCUUUCGUCAUGAAGGGUUCUUGGGUCCUUGCCCUCAUGGCUGUGACGAGGGCGUCCUUCUGUGACUUCCUCGUCUUUUCCCUCUGUUGCUCUGCCGACAAUCUCUCCUCGAAGGGGUGCUUAUGA
Darwinula stevensoni is the source of this 1452-nucleotide messenger RNA. The record is from the annotation of a GenBank genome assembly. Lineage: Eukaryota; Metazoa; Arthropoda; Ostracoda; Podocopida; Darwinulidae.